AUGGAACAAUACAUUAGAAACCUUGCGCAAAAACAGCUUAAUAACACAUUUGAAGUCGCAGGAGUACCCGAAAUAAAAGACAAAAAUACGGAAAUUAUCCUAAAUAUACUAGCGACGAAGUUAAAUAUUGUAAAAAAAGAAAUAACUACAGUUAAAAGAUUGAAAGGGAAAAAUAGAAAGGAGGGCGUGAUCCAGGUAUCUUUGAAACAGGAGGAACAAGUGGACCAGUGGAUAAAAGCAACAAGAAAAGUAACUACACUUGCAGAGGACAUCGUUUCCUGUCCAGAUCCUGCUAUAGCAAGAACAAAGAUAAUGAUACGACGUGCCCUAUCCAGUGCAAAUUAA
Parnassius apollo (apollo) is the source of this 345-nucleotide messenger RNA. Lineage: Eukaryota; Metazoa; Arthropoda; Insecta; Lepidoptera; Papilionidae. The record is from the annotation of a GenBank genome assembly.